AAUUAUAGGACAGACAUGGCCAGUGACAGGGUCCAUGCUGCGUUACCUGAACCUCCCAGUCAGAGUGAAGAGAAGAACAAAGAAGAAGAGAAGGCUUUUGGGAAUAUCUUUGCUGAGUUAGAAUCUGUAGAACUGCCUCUUGGAGCCACCUUAAGGUCCAUUUACGAUGACCAGCCCAAUGCCCACAAGCGCUUCAUGGAAAAGCUGGAUGCCAGGAUAAGGAACCAUGACCGCGAAAUUGAAAAAAUGUGCAAUUUCCACCACCAAGGCUUUGUGGACGCCAUCACAGAGCUCCUCAAAGUCCGCGCUGAUGCUGAGAAACUGAUGGGUCAAGUGACAGACACUAAUCGAAGACUCCAAGAGGCAGGGAGGGAGGUGACAGCUCAGACAGAAGAGGUGAUCCGCUGUCGGAUCCAGCAGAGGAACAUGGCCACCACUGUCGAAAAGCUCCAUCUCUGUAUACCAGUGCUAGAAAAGUACAGUAAACUAAAGGAGCAGCUCGAGUCCAAAAGGUACUAUGCUGCAUUGAAGACCAUGGAGCAGCUGGAGAAGGUCUUCAUUCCCAGGGUAAGUCAGUACAGGUUCUGUCAGAUCAUGGCUGAAAACCUGCCCCGGCUGAGAGAGGAGAUCAAGGAGAUCUCCAUGUCCGACCUCAAGGACUUCCUGGAGAGCAUCAGAAAACACUCCAACAAGAUUGGUGAGACCGCCAUGAGACAGGCACAACAGCACAGGACCUUUAACAGUGCAGUAGCCAAGCAGGCUAGUAUUGGCCACUACUCCAAUCCCGUUUACUCCCUCAAUGGACGAGCACACACUCACAACGGCCUGAUGAUGAACGACGAAGCAGGAGAGGAGGAGGAAGCAGAUGAAGAGGUUCUUACAGCUCAGGACCUGGUGGACUUCUCACCUGUCUACAGGUGUUUACACAUUUACACUGUGCUGGGUGACCGAGAAACAUUUGAGAACUACUACAGAAAACAGAGAAAGAAACAGGCCCGGCUAGUGUUACAGCCACAGGCUAACAUGCAUGAGACCGUGGAAGGCUACAGAAGAUACUUCAAUCAGAUAGUAGGGUUCUUCGUUGUGGAGGACCAUAUCCUCCACGCCACACAGGGUCUGGUGACCAGAGUUUUCACUGAUGAACUGUGGAACAUGGCCCUCUCCAAGAUCAUCGCUGUGCUCCGCACACACUCUUCAUACUGUGAUGACCCAGACCUGGUCCUGGAGCUGAAGAACCUCAUAGUCAUCUUCGCUGACACACUACAGGGUUAUGGUUUCCCAGUCAACCGACUGUUUGACCUGCUGUUUGAGGUCAGGGACCAGUACAAUGAAACUCUCCUGAAAAAGUGGGCCCUGGUUUUCAGGGAGAUCUUUGAGUUGGACAACUACAGUCCCAUCCCAGUGGAGACAGAGGAGGAGUAUAAAACUGUAGUCAGCCGCUUUCCCUUCCACGAUGCUGAGAUUGAGAAGCAGGACUUUCCAAAGAAGCUACCAAUGUCCCAGUCCGUCCCUCAGAUCUACACUCAAGUCAAAGAGUUAAUUUAUGCCAGCCUCAAGUUCUCUGAGUCACUACACCGGAGUUCUACAGAGAUUGACGACAUGUUGCGAAAAUCCACCAACCUGCUGCUGACAAGAACACUCAGCAGCUGUCUGCAAAGCCUCAUCAAGAAACCUCACAUAGGACUGACUGAACUAGUGCAGAUCAUUAUCAACACCACCCACCUGGAGCAGGCCUGCAAGUAUCUGGAAGAGUUCAUAACAAACAUCACCAAUGUCUCUCCUGAAACCGUACACACCACUAGACUUUAUGGCUUGUCCACGUUCAAGGAUGCUCGUCAUGCUGCAGAGGGAGAGAUUUAUACCAAACUCAACCAGAAGAUUGAUGAGUUUAUCCAGCUAGCAGACUACGAGUGGGGAAUGUCUGAGUCGGACGGCCGGGCCUCUGGAUACCUCAUGGACCUGAUAAACUUCCUGCGUUCCACUUUCCAGGUCUUCACACAUCUCCCGGGUAAAGUGGCCCAGACGGCUUGUAUGUCAGCCUGCAAGCACCUGUCCACAUCACUGAUGCAGAUGCUGCUGGACACAGACCUCAAACAGAUCAGUAUGGGGGCCAUUCAACAAUUCAACUUGGAUGUCAUUCAGUGUGAAUUGUUUGCCAGUUCCGAGCCUGUCCCUGGCUUCCAAGGAGACACACUCCAGCUGGCUUUCAUCGAUCUUCGACAGCUCCUGGAUCUGUUCAUGGUGUGGGACUGGUCUACUUACCUGGCAGACUACGGCCAACCAACCUCCAAAUACCUGAGGGUGAACCCAGCCACCGCCCUGGCCCUGCUGGAGAAAGUCUACAGGGGGAUGAAGGACACCAGUAAGAAGAACAACAUCUUCUCUCAGUUCAGGAAGAACGAUAGAGACAAACAGAAACUGAUAGAGACUGUGGUCAAACAGCUGAGGAGUCUGGUCAAUGGAAUGUCCUCCUAAAACAUGUGUGCUUCUUGUCUCAUGCACACAACAAACUGCUGAGACGCGCACAGAGGAUGGAGAUAUUCACACAUCUAAUAAAGUGAAAACUGAAAGGGACGGAUAUGCCACUUACACACGCACACAUACAUAGAGGCACAGCAAUAGCGUCCCUGUCUAAGGCAUGCAGGGACCACACACACGAACACCCACACAGACAUUACACUCAAUGUAAAUAACACAAUAUACUAAACAAUUUACUGGACUCAGAGUACAAGUCAAUUGAAGAAAAAGCAUGGAAUACAUUCAUCAUUCUACCACGCCAACUUUCAACAUCAAUUAGAUAUUAUAAGUUAUGACACGCCAUGACACCCUCUCCUACGUCGGGGGGAGCCAGCGUUGUCCUCUGAUGACGAACCACAGGAAAUGACGACAAAUGAGUUGGAAAACGGUGGACACUAACAAUGUAGAGUAAAGUGCAGUGGCACUCUAUCAAAUAAACAUUAUAUACAUUUCCCUCAUUCCGUGGCUGUGUCCCCAACAUUAAAUUAUUUUUUAUUGAUUUUUAAAUUGUACUUAAUGUGUUUAAUAAUGUAUUCAUUAAAGUAAUAAUGAGUGAAUUGAUUAUCAGAGGAAGUUCAACUCAUUGUCCUUGUACUCGGACUGUUGUUGCUGUGUCAUCUCAAAAGACUGAUUGAUAAAAUAGCACAUUUCUGACUUCCAUUGAGCAUGUAGACCAAUGAAUUGAGACAGGGGGGGAUGAGUCUUUGACACCCCGAUGCGAGUUUAAUUAGUCACAUGUUCUCUGCACACAAGAAACCAAGCUGAAGAUCUGAAAAGUGUCUUUUUGAGGAUUGGUCCAUCUUUGACAACACCGAAAGUUACCAAAUAAUCCAAUGAAGAUGGUCGUCAGCAAAGGCUCCAAGGACAUGAGGAGGAUUUGGGAUUGGUGUCGCAGUGACAAACAAACAAAUAAAUUCAAUUCAAUUAAAGUUGGUAGAACAGAAGACCUCUACAAUUUUAGCGAAUGUUAAUCUUUGUUUGCUAACAACAUUAUCAUGCUAACGUUGGCAUAUUCAUGCGGUAAGCAUGCGUGCAUGUGUCAACGUUAAUAGAGUCAGAACACCCACAGGCCAACUGGCAUAUCAAUGUUACCUCUGUCAGUCCGCUAUCACCGCUGUACUCGUGUACUAGUGUCGGGCGCGAGGGGGACAUGUCAGCGGGGACAUCACUGCAAGCCCUCAUCCUCCCUCUGUAAAUCCUGUCACUUGUUGGGUAAGGAAACUAUUUGAGUGACAUUAACUGGAGUUUUGUCUUACAACUCAAACUACUGGCCCACAUAGGAAAUUAUGUUAUUGUGGAAUAUAUAUAAAUAUACACAGUACCAGUCAAAGCUUACAUACAUAUAAAAACAGUUCAAUACAUUUCAUACUUAAUUCUUUCUUUUUGUUUCUCAGGAUGAAAUUAAGCUUUAGAAUCAAAUAACCCAUGUAUAUUUCCAAAGCACAGCAAUAAUGAAUUGGUGGCUUUCCAGUCUUGCGGGCAGAUUGAUGUUUAUUUAAAUUCCUGCAGAUGACUGAUGACAUUUUGUAAUGCAACAGUUUCUAUUCUGUUUAUGUUUUGGGUCUGUGGUCCUUUUUCAGCAGGCAGUUUUGCACUGAAAUCUUUUUGUUCCGCCUUUUUUAAAAUUUUCUUGUAAAUGAAAAUGUAUAUACUGCAUAUUUUGUAAAGAAAAUAUUGCAGCAGUCUGCAGAGUUGGAGGUUGACACUGAUAUGGACCUCCAUCUACACCUUGGUAAAUAUGUUAAUAAGAGUUUGCGUUUGUUGCUUACCUGGUGAACACGGUCGAGUAGUUUGCGGAGCUCAGUUAUUUUUGUUCGUACCUUCUCUCCACUCAUUUGCAUGGUUUAGGUUAUCAAAAAUGCUCUAUAAUGUUCUAGCUUAGACCCAGUACUAUUCCAAUAUGGAGUAUUUAAAGCGUGCUCCGAGAGGUAAUCGAAAUGCUCAUCAAUGUUUUCCAAAAUAAAGGACACAUCCAUAUUCAGUUUUUGUCAAAGGGUCUCCGAGCACACGCCUCCUGUUGGGUUCUGCUCAUGGGUUUAAACCGGUGAUCCUAGUUUGGAGGUGUGUGCAUGGCGGUGCAUUGGCUUCUAACAGUCAAAUAUGUUGUUGAUGAAUGGUUUCCUACUGCCUCCAGUAUCAAAAUUUGACCACUGGCCAGAUACUUUGGUUAGUAUGAAGCAAUUCACAAAUCCUCAUGGUAAUAGAAAACACUGCAUGUUUGCUGUUGCUCAUUAGCUGUAUAUACUGUAGAUCGUAACACAUGGGACAAUAUACUUUAGAACCUGGAAUAAAGCCCUGGCACUCUGCAUUUAAAGUCAAUUUCAAUUGAUUGAAUUUGAGAAAAUCAAAACUCUGUGAUCUUUUGAUUUGGCGCAAAACAAAUUAAAACCAAUGAUCAUUUCAAUGAGGAUUCUGGCCUUCCCCAGAAGUGGAGAGAUGGUACAUUUUAAUAUCCAAAGGAAUCCUUGCUUUACCCUUGCCAUUGUUCUCAGUGAGACUCAGAUGGUGUUUUCCUAAAUUUGUUCUUUUUUUGUGUGCUGUAAUAAAGGUUUAUUCAACAAUAA
Gasterosteus aculeatus aculeatus (three-spined stickleback) is the source of this 5081-nucleotide messenger RNA. Lineage: Eukaryota; Metazoa; Chordata; Actinopteri; Perciformes; Gasterosteidae. The record is from RefSeq and is a predicted model, not a curated record.